CUCGUGGCACAGCGAARGGGUUGCACUUUGCACGGUGAUGCAAAGGUGCCCAACGCUCACCGAACCCCAGUUAAACGUGAGCACUGAUAACACGCUCCAGAAAUCAACAAACCCUGACCUGCCAGCACCUCCAUGGGGGAAAGGUGAACCCUUGGGAUUUCCAGGUCUACAAAAGGGGUUUGGUGGYAACGAGCAUGGUGGUUGUGCUUCCCGAUACCCGUUGGCCCGAAACCAGGGGUGGCAGUGGCAGGUGGCGUUUCUCCUCCUCCCGCCCUUCUCUGGUUACCCGGCGCCAUCUCUGCAAACAAAGGGGAGGGUGUGGGACGCAGGUGACGGUGACGGAGGAGCAGAGAGGAGCGUCCAGCAGCCAGCACCGAAACCCCACCCCGGGGCCAGCCCGUAUAAAUAGCACUGCGCACAGGUGUAAGCCGAUCCCCCGGCUGUGAGCGGCGGCGGGUGACGGCCACGGUCUCGGUCCGUGGGUUCUUCUCCGCCAUCGCCCGCAGCGCGUCACUGAACCGUCCACCAUGUCGAUGGGACUGGAGAUCGGCGGUGUGGCCUUGUCCGUGCUGGGUUGGUUGUGCAGCAUCAUCUGCUGUGCGCUGCCCAUGUGGAGGGUGUCGGCCUUCAUCGGCAACAACAUCGUGACGGCCCAGAUCAUYUGGGAAGGGCUGUGGAUGAACUGCGUGGUGCAGAGCACGGGGCARAUGCAGUGCAAGGUCUACGACUCCAUGUUGGCGCUGCCGCAGGACCUGCAAGCCGCCCGCGCCCUGCUGGUGGUGGCCAUCGUCUUGGCCGUCAUGGGCUUAAUGGUGGCCAUUGUGGGCGCCCAGUGCACCCGCUGCGUGGAGGACGAGAGCACCAAAGCCAAGAUCACCAUCGUCUCCGGCGUUAUCUUCCUUCUCUCCGGUGUCAUGACCCUCAUCCCCGUCAGCUGGUCAGCCAACACCAUCAUCCGGGAUUUCUACAGCCCGCUGGUGAUCGACGCACAGAAGCGGGAGCUGGGCACCUCGCUCUACGUGGGCUGGGCAGCCUCCGCGCUCCUGAUGUUGGGGGGGGCCCUGCUCUGCUGCUCCUGCCCCCCGAAAGAUGACAGGUACCCCACGGGCAAGGUGGCCUACUCCGCCCCGCGCUCCGCCGUCACCAGCUACGACAAGAGGAACUAUGUCUGAGCCCCCCAGGGUCCCCCGGCAUCCCCUGACGUCCCCCACCCCACCCACCCAUCCCGGGACCCUCAUCGCCCUCCGUGGGGCCCGGGGACGGCAGCGCCGGGGCGGGGGGGGGCGCGAAGGAGGGGACGAGGACGGCUGCGGGGUCAGGGCCGGGCUGUGUAAAUAGAGACGGUUUCGGUUAAACACGAGGCAGUUUCGGGUCGGCGGGAGAAGCGGCGCCCGGCGAGGUCCUGCCACGCCGGUGGAGCAGGAUGAAGACGGAUGGGGACGGUGCCCCCUGCUGUGUCCCCCCAUCGCUGCUGGCCCGGCACCGUCUGUCCCUGUUACGCGUGGUCUGUACCGGUUACAUUUGUCAAUAAACGUGUC
Malurus melanocephalus (red-backed fairy wren) is the source of this 1538-nucleotide messenger RNA. RefSeq names its product claudin-3-like. The coding region runs from base 528 to 1172 and encodes 214 amino acids. The transcript has a single exon. Lineage: Eukaryota; Metazoa; Chordata; Aves; Passeriformes; Maluridae. Gene Ontology annotation, molecular function: structural molecule activity. Gene Ontology annotation, cellular component: bicellular tight junction; plasma membrane. Gene Ontology annotation, biological process: bicellular tight junction assembly; cell adhesion. The record is from RefSeq and is a predicted model, not a curated record.